Amoebophrya sp. A120 is the source of this 6777-nucleotide messenger RNA. The record is from the annotation of a GenBank genome assembly. NCBI's taxonomy places the organism in Eukaryota, Dinophyceae, Syndiniales, Amoebophryaceae.
AGCUCAUUCUGGACCCCAAUACUUCCCUUUCCCAUACAUAUUUGUGUUGACACCAAUUCAACAUGCUUUGCUACCCAUGAUGAUCCCUCGUCUUGUAAGUUUGUCCCAGUGAAAAUCUGCUAGAUAAAUUCAAAGCAACGCUCCACCGCCUGUCAUUCCAAAAUGGCCGAGGAUCUUCACGACGCGGUUGCAGGAGCAGAUGAAAUACUCUUUUCUCCCGGCAUUUUUCCGGACGACGAAGGAGACGAAGAGGUCUACAGUUUCUCACCUCAGCAAAAAAGUCCUUCCAGCCCCCCUGCUCUACAUCCCAGCACGACCGCCUACGAGAUCGCGUUGCGGCGCCAGCAGAACCGGGUAUUGGCGUUGCAGAAUACGAAAAGGGCUUUGCGAAUCUCCUCCACGUCGCCGAAACGAAGUAGAGCAGCGGCCGAAGCGGAUGAAGCUUCCGACGAAGUAGACGCGGGGAAAAGAUUUUUAGAAAAACAGAGAAAACUGACAGAGCAACUCCUCGCACCGGAAAACUUCGCAAUUACCGAGGAGGUGGUGCUUGUUGGAGGCCGCUCCUUGGGUAAAAUAAAUGGUGGCAGCAAAACAAGUUUAUCUUUAAGAACCUCGAAGUCCUCCGGGUCCGCAGCGGAAGUGGAAGUAGAGGGCCUUUUUGAGGCCACUGCAUCCGGAGCAGCCCCCGGGCAUACUAAUUAUCUCCAUGACGUCGAGACUAACCCCGGCUCCUUCUCCACUGGUUGGGUGCAGCAGAGCCUGCAACCGCAAAAAAUUCUCGAGCGGGAAGCGUUUAUUUUACGGCAAGAAGACCAAGAGGUAGAUGAUCUCCUCGUCGACAAUUAUACCGAUGGCACGAGAACGCACCAAAGGCUUGUAAACCGAUUCGACCGCGUGAGAGGGGAAGGAGAAAACGCUGGUGAGCAGGUGGCUGCCUUUCCCAUGGAUAUAGAAACCGGGACGACCACUACUCCGUUCGGUGGACCAUUAGCAAGUACAGCUAACUCAUCAUCACCUGCUCCUCACGCCCACCACGACGGGUCGUCUAGUGCCUAUCUUUUCCGCGAAGGGGAGCACACAAGGAAUGAUAGCUCACCAGAGAAUUAUGGAAACUUCCAAAAAACUACUAGUCCACCUGGUGGAGAAUCCGGUUCUUAUGGUGAAGACCAAGAGGAGGCGGACGUGGAUCAAACCCAAGUUCGAGCCGGAAAUACCAAUUCCAAAAACGUCGAGUGGGACUUUUGGACGAUUCCAGAAGGCGAAGCCAUUGUACCUGAAGGGGCCGAGAAAGAGUCUUCUGGCACCACGACAGACUACGCUUUGGACUCGAAUCCGCCUCCCGCAGGGGAAGUUGUUAUUUUGGUGGAGAACAAAGAGUCAGAACCUGCAGUUAACGAAGAUGCUAGGAGUACCCGCCCUGUCGCCGCGAUGCACGAUGGUGUCAACAUGCAGCCACGACCAGAACAAGCAGUGCCACAGGUGGAUUCAGUUGCAGGCGACGCCACAGCUAGUACGAGCAAAUCCACCCGUGGUCCUCCCGUUGCUGUAACUAAACCAGAGGCCGAACAACGUGGGCCACCAGCUUCAGUGGAAGAGGGCCAGGGGUCAUCCACACCGGUUGUCCUUGACCGAAAUCUGCCAAGCGCCGCCCUAUUCGCAGCGAACGCGAAGACCUCUAAAUCAAGCCAGCCUGAUUCUAAAAAAACGAUCAACAGCGACACCAAUUUCCUGCCAACUUUCGCACCGCUCGAGCAAGGGCUGACAAAAAGUGUCGACUCCAGCGUAAAAUCCCUCCGGCAAAAUUUUGUCGCGGAGCUUAGAAAGGAAACGGCUGCGGUUUUGGAACAACCUGCAAGAGACGAGAGGCAGAUACAGCUGCGGGAAAGGACCUCGUUUUCUUUGCUCCAGCAGUCUUUAGUGCAGGGGCUGCAGGAAAGGCUUUCGACGUCCGCUGCUGGUCGUCGUGGGGAAGAUCGUCAAUAUAGUAAUAUUCAAAUUGCGCAGUCACUGACCAGCCAGUCGAAAUUAUCUGGAGAGGAUUACGAGGAAGACAAUGGCGCGCUGACCUCGGCAAGAACGGAAAUUUCGGACGAAUUAGCGGCGGUGGUGAGGACCGGGGGGAGUGUCGUGCAGUAUUACGAAGACAAGAUGAGCUCCAGUGCGAAUAGCGGAGCGGCGGUAGGAGGAGUGGUUCCCAAUGCCAAUGCCAGUAUGGUUGUUCCGGGUACUACCGGUAAUUCUGAAGACAACUACUAUGGCUACGAUGAGUACGGACAACAGUACACGGCUGAGGAUUGGGAGAACUACUACAACGAACAGCAAUACAACGAAUACAACUACGCAGAUGGACAGGACAACUACGAGCAGGAGUCGCAACAAGACCCAAGCAACAAACUCCGCUUUACAUCCACCCGCCUCCCCUCUUCCAUCUACGAUGCCGACGGCGAGAUCCCUUUAAGCACCAUCCACGACGGGCCGCAGCGGGGGAGCUUUUCUAAGGCACCGGGAAGCAAGUACCGGACGACGGGACGAAUCAAGCACCCGUCGGAGAAGCCGGAGACUGGUUUCGAUUACCACCAGCACUUCGGUCAACACGACGGGAACAAUCACACGAUGGAGGAUCCUUUCACCGCUUUCGUGCCUGAGGACGAGCAACUUUCCGCAGAAUUGACGCUGUUGGCGCAUAAAGGUACUACUUCCAAAAACAAAGUGGAAAUCGGGCAAAGCACGAUCCACGAAAAUCUUCGCGCCAGUCCGCAAAAAAACCCACACGCGAAACUGCAGGUGCACCACUCAGGCAGGGUUCCGUCGAUGAAAAUUGUUUCACCCGGCGAGGGAGAGGGAGAGCAACAGAAUCUGUAUGUGGACGGAGACGAAGAAAACCAAAAUGUACAACUCUCAGGUCAGCAAGAACUCGGCACAUCGAACCAAUUCGAAGAGCAAACUGCCAGGAUUAGUACCCACGACCAUUUGGUCUUCCACGUGGAGGACGAGAACAAUUUUCAGCUAGAAGAAACGCCGAUCCAGCUGCCCUUCGGAACAAGGCAGAACUUCGCGAAAAUCGGGAAUAGCACCAUUCACGAGCACGUCCGGGCGUCCGGCGCGCGACACCCGGAACCCCGGGUGCAAAGAAGUGUUGUCAGAACGGAAUCCCACAAACCGGAAUUCGAAGACGAACACCACGUGAUGCAUUUACACGAGCCGAACACGGGGUUAUCCGGGGAUCUUGCGAUCACGGGGUUCGGCGAUUUGGAGGGGCACUUGAUCCCGCACGAACCCGUGGCGUACAGGAGUUCUCGUGGAUAUCAAAUGUAAAAAUGUCUGGGUCUGGUAGAUUCUGAGAUUUGUCAUGCAUAUUUCGGAUCACGCAAGUCCAAGUGGCGUCUGAUGCAGGCAAAAGCAUCACAGGUUUUGAGCACGCCUCAUGAUGCCUGUCCCGCAUGAGAAACUUCCUACUUGCGUGCCAAGAAAUGGACAGCUUUUGGCGCUCAUGCAACACAAAUUUUUGUGUGUUCCAGAGUUUGCAUCACAACAGUGAACCCUUCCAGACCCAGACAUUUUUACAUUUGAUAGUGGACCAGCAUCAUCAAUGCGGUCGAGCUCCUUAAAGCAGCUCGAGUUGGAACUUCUCCAAGGUCGUGCUGCUGGCAAUGAAGAUUUUUCCUCGAACAUCAAGUCAUACAAGCAAAAUAGAUACUUGGAAGAAGGGGAUGCGGGUCCCGCAACUACUUCCGAUUUAGAGGUCGAGGAGGAUUCGCGGUCAGAUUCCGAGCGAGCGCAGGAAUUGCAGGAGCUUUUGCAAAGUUCAGAGGACGCGGAGGAACGAGCAUCUUCGUCGAGAAGCGACUUCGCGGCGGCUUCCGGGGGGUUUGUUCAACAGGAGGGCAAUGAUUUCAACCGUUUUGAAGUAGAUGAGGAAGACAUCGAAACGGAGCUGACCCCCUUCGCUGGAGUGGUAGAGAAAACCACAGAGCAUUCCAUCCACAACCCACUUAGCCGCGCAGCGGCUUCGGCGCACCCGGAACAGAAGAGCAAAACUUUUCCACCAGAGCAAAGGAAGUCCAUGAAAGCGGAUGAGCACUUACCCCAGUCCGCUGUUUUCUCCACGGCCCACGGAGUCAUCGACGAAGAUUUAUCGAACUACGCAAAGCCGCACCCGUUUGCCGAUAGAAGCCCAGUUCUUGUUAGUGCCGGUGGAUCUUCAAAUUUCGCGGUAAAGGAACUUGAUACAGAAGUAGAAGGUUUGGCGGAAAACGAACCUCGAGUCGAAGAGGAUGAGGACUUCUACUUUGACGACGGCACCAACCAAGACUACUACCGUGCGGGCCAGUCGACGAUCUACGAUCAGCUGCGCGCGAGCCAGAACCGCCACCCCUCGGCGAAAGUGCAGAAGGGGAUGUCCAUUCGGGUUUCCAGCAACAAACCAGACGAUAAAAAUUACAGUGAUUGGCUCACGAUGUACGAACAAGACGGCGUGACGGAGCAAAUACAUUUUCACACAAAAACACAACUAAUCCUCGCGGAAGACUAUGACAAGUUCUCUACCCAGAAGCAGAAGUUUGAAGCCGUGGGGAACAGUACCAUUUACGACAAUCUGCGCGCGAGCUCCUCUCCCCACCCGGAACGGAGAACAAUGAAAACACGGAGUAGCUCCUCCUCCGCGAUGAAGGUCGAUAGCAUGAAAGGGGUGCCACUAGAAGUACCUGCCGCCCCAGGGUCAUCUUUCGGCGGAUCUUCGAGUGCUGACAGAAUGACCCGCGCGAGUGCGGCAGAACAUCAGAAUAACGUCUACUUCCACACGGACGAGCAUGUUUUGCUGAUGCCCGAGAUCGAUGAGGUGUCAGCGCAAAACCUGAAUUUACAUUUCACGAAACAGCAGAAACUCCUGACGGUCAGCAAGCAGACGAAAGAGGAAUUUCUUAUCGCGAAACGGGAAGAGGAACUGCUAGCGAACAUCCGGAAGGAAAAGUACAAAAAUCCUUUGUUUCCGCGCUUCGUCACGGGGGACACGUUGACUCCGCGCACGUUGAUGCAACAAGCGACGGCACGGAAGUUGAAACAAAGAACUUUUAUCUACGACGUGGAGGAAGAAUUAGAUCAAGCGGAGAGGAAGGCGGAGGACGCAACCAAGGACAAGGUCGGUCUUACACAAUCGGAACAACUCGCAAAGCAGGAGCAGGAGAAGAGGGAGUUACUGUGGGGAAUGAAUGCAAAUGGAACUACAGCAGGAGAUCAUAUCAACGACGGACAGCUGGCACUGCAGGUGAAUCCCGAGGAGGCUGCCAGCAAGUCCAAGCGCGACAAGGGAUUGAAAAGUAGGUCCAGGUCGCCAGGAACUUCUUCUCCAAUGGGUAUUAAAAAGCCCGCUUCGCUGCUGAAUCCUAGGAGGUCUAAAUCAAACCCAGCAUCUUCGAGAGCAGGAGCUUUGAUCGCUGCGCCAGCAGGUGGCUUCAGGUUUAACUUUCCGGAAGCUGCAACUACGGCUACACAGCUGCCGCCGCCUGAAGCAGGACCAGGGACCGCACCAGUUGCAGGCGUUGUUCCCUCACCUGUGCUAGCUGGUCCACCCGGGGCGUUCCAUUUAGCACUCCUGAACACGACCAUACUGCCACCGAAGCAUCAAAGCGCGGCGCUGCAACAAAGUCGAAGCCGGAGCCGCAGUCCGGAGGGUUUCACUAGUAGUGCAGCAGUUCCUAACAACUUCAUCCCGCUCAUACAAGUAGACCCGCUGCCCCCCUUGCAGCAAUUCGACGAGCGGUUUCUUCUCAACGCAGCGAAGCAACUCCCCGUUUCUCAGCGGUUCGGCGAGGUCAACGGACACGUGGGGGCGAAGCUGACGGAGUUGCACGGCCACGAUGUGGGAACGUACUACAACUAUGGUGCAGGAGCUACCAACACAAACUCAAAUAGCAACUUCGACGCGACCACAAGUAAAAAUCCAGAGGACAAUAAUAUCAUGGGUUUUGACACGCCGAGGACGAUUAUCAAAAAGGCGUUUACCACGCAACCAGACUUGGCAGCGACGAUAUACAAGCAAACGGUGGAGGAGAUUCUCACCGCCUCCGCCAGCUCUAUGGGAGAUGUUGUACUGGACAGCAACGCAUACGCGUUGUACCAAGGGGGUGCUGCACAAGUAGGGGAUGGGAUUUCACCGCGAGGAGAACAAUUUGUGCCGGCACAGUUUUAUUCCGCUCCUACGUCCUCCUCCCCUUCGGCCGAACUGAUCGCGUCACAAAGGUUUCUGGCGGCGCUAUCACCGGCUGGAACUACGUCUGGGGGCCCACCGGCAGGAUCACUACAACCACAGCAGCAGGGGACUAGUAGUGCCGGCACAGGCACUACGGGUACUACGUCUUUUCAAACCAGCGCACCUCCGAAGGGCAAUUUGCUGCUCUCCAGGACGGGGCCACAAGCAAAUCCGUUCGCGCACAUCUGGGCUCAGUAUAAUGGAGGUGAAGAAUCAGAAAUGUCGGAGAGCGAGGUAGAAUUACCCCCGGAGGAUGAUGAAAUAUUGAAGCCGCUGACAAGGCCGCCGGUGGAACUUCCGUUGCCCAAUUUACUGCGAUUCAAUUUCUAAACUGAACCACAUGAUAAACAUCAAGAACCUAUGACUUUGUACACUAUCGCUAUAAUCUUGUUCCCAUGUCACUGUCAGUUCGAGCGCAUCAGCACUUGGAGUCCUCGCGUAUCUAUGUCCUCUACGGGAGAUGACGAGCCUCCUCAUCCGACUUUCAGAACAUAAAGUCCGUCGUCUGUAUUGGCUUUGGGAGGAAAGAC